UCGCUACUCUGUUUUUGUUUCUCUCAUUUGUAAAUUCUCUUCUCCUUCUCGACGUUCAUAAAACCAUCUCUUCACCUUCAACAUCAAUUCUUACAAUCUCAGUUAUGUCGAAUUCGGAUUCUGAUUCCUCAUCAUACAGUGGUCCCGAGUACAAAAAUUUCAGGCAAAUCACCCGUGACAGAUUAUUGCAUGAAAUGCUUGGGUCCGCGAAAACAGGGAGCUCAAAAUCAACCUGGAAGGUACUGAUAAUGGACAAACUUACAGUUAAGGUUAUGUCUUACUCAUGCAAGAUGGCUGACAUCACACAAGAAGGAGUUUCAUUGGUAGAAGAUAUAAACAGACGGAGACAGCCAUUGCCCUCUAUGGAUGCUAUAUACUUUAUCCAGCCAACCAAAGAGAAUGUUCUAUUGUUCCUGUCGGACAUGUCUGGAAAAUCGCCUUUAUAUAAAAAGGCGUUUGUUUUCUUUAGUUCGCCUAUUUCAAGAGAAUUGUUUACUCACAUCAGGAAGGAUACAAAAGUUUUAACUCGCAUAGGUGCUCUGAGAGAGAAAUAUGCAGAUGAAUUUGGAAUACUUUGCCAUAGACAGCCAGGUAUGUGAUGCUAUGUUUUGUAGUUGAAUUUAUGUAUAACCUAGAUGCACACAAAUGAUGAUUUUUGUCACCAGAUUGCUAUCUUUUUUUUUGAGUGUACUGCAACUUCCAUGACCAUUUAUUUUCCAUGCGCUAAAUAGAAUUAGUCAGAUUAUUCUUGACAGCCAGGUUUUAUGUCAUGUGAUUGUAAAUUUUCCUUCUUCCAGUGACUGUACUGUUAGCAAAAGUCUACAUGUUAAGGCCAUAACUCAUAGUUUCAUUAUGAUGCCAAAUAUAUCCUUGUAGCUCAUGUUGUGAUGUUCA
Messenger RNA from Pistacia vera, 894 nucleotides. RefSeq names its product SNARE-interacting protein KEULE-like. Gene Ontology annotation, molecular function: syntaxin binding. The transcript has 7 exons. The record is from RefSeq and is a predicted model, not a curated record. The coding region runs from base 105 to 599 and encodes 164 amino acids. Gene Ontology annotation, cellular component: secretory granule; plasma membrane. NCBI's taxonomy places the organism in Eukaryota, Viridiplantae, Streptophyta, Magnoliopsida, Sapindales, Anacardiaceae. Gene Ontology annotation, biological process: intracellular protein transport; vesicle-mediated transport.